AUCAAUCCAAUUAUCCAUACCUUGUUAACCCUAUGUCAACACUGAUCCAAUGAUGGUGUUCUUGAGCCAUUUUCCACACUGCUUCAAUAUUCAAGAUCUCUAGGGUUGCAGAUUUGAGAUGCCUCUUAACCUCCUAUGUCAUUCAGAGUGAGUACUCUAUUACACUUCAAUCUUUUGUAAAAAUGCAUUCUGUGUUUCUUUGUGACAGAUUGUUUCCAAUUCGGAAGAUUGCAAUAGAUUCAACGCCACCGCUAGUUUUUCUUCGCAAGAAUCCAUUGUUUCUUAGAUGCAUUUCUUCAAAAAGCUCUCCUACAAGUCAACACUCUCUCACGGUCUCUUGUCUCAUAAACUCAUCUGGGUUGUACACAGAAACUGCUACCUCUGCAUCAGUUAUCACACCCAUUUCGUCAAAGAGUUCGUCAAAUCAAGACUCAUACACAGUCUCCUACCUCAUAAAUUCAUGUGGGUUGUCUCCAGAAACUGCUAUUUCUGCUUCUGAGAAACUACACUUCGAAACCCCAGAAAAACCAGACUCGGUCAUUAGGCUACUCAGAAACCAUGGAUUCUCCAAAACCCAGAUAGCGAUUCUUGUCAGAAAACGUCCAGUGCUGCUUUUAGCCCAUCCUGAGAAAACCAUUCUGCCCAAACUUGAGUUUUUUCAGUCUAUUGGGGUUUCAAGAACUGACCUCGCAAGAACCCUUUCUUUGGACCCAACCCUCUUGACAAGAAGCUUAGAGAAUCAGAUUGUACCCAACUAUAAUUUCCUCAAGAGUGUGCUUCAAUCCAAUCAGAAGGUUGUUGCUGCUAUGAGGCGCACAUCUUGGUUAUUUUUGCAGGAUCAUACCAAGAAUCUUGUUCCAAAUAUUGCAGUUCUGAGGGAACUUGGAGUACCAGAGUCGUGUAUUAUACUGUUACUAGCUCAUUACCCUGAGGCUAUACUGCAAAAACAUGAACAGUUCAGUGAAAUUGUUACUGAGGUCAAGAAAAUGGGAUUUGACCCAUUGAAGUCGACAUUUGUGCUAGCAUUACAUGCCAUUUCAGGGAAGGGUAGUGAGUUGAGAUGGAAUCGAUGUUAUGAAGCCUAUAAGAAGUGGGGUUGGUCUAAGGAUGAUAUUCUCUCAGCGUUUAGAAAGCACCCGCAUUGUAUGAUUUUGUCGGAGAAGAAGAUAACGGCAGCAAUGGACUUCUUUGUGAACAAUAUGGGGUGGCAGUCCACUAUGAUUGCAAGAUGUCCAGUAGUUCUUUUUUUCAGCUUGGAGAAGAGGAUUAUCCCUAGGUGUUCGGUUAUCCAAGUCUUGUCAUCUAAGGGCUUGAUGAAGAAAGAUUUGAGCUUGAGUACUGUGUUGUUGCCAGUGGAGAAGAGUUUCUUGGAUAGGUUUGUGACAAAAUAUGAGGAGGAAUUACCUGAGCUAUUGUCUGUCUAUCAAGGGAAGGUGGAUAUUCUGGAAUUAUAAUUUCAAUAUGCGCAAUCGGGUGAGAUUUUGAAGUAGUACUUCAUUUUAUUACUGAUAUACUUAAAUGGUUUUUGGCGCUUCAUUGUUACUGUAAUUUUCAGCAUCAAUAGUAUCAAUUUUUUAAACAAAGUUCUAAAUCGGGUGAGAUUUUGAAGUAGUACUUCAUUUUGUUACUGAUACACUUAAAUGGUUUUUGGUACUUCAUUGUUACUGUAAUUUUCAGCAUCAAUAGUAUCAAUUGUUAACAAAGUUCUGCUGU
Cornus florida is the source of this 1713-nucleotide messenger RNA. Its product is annotated as transcription termination factor MTERF8, chloroplastic-like. Gene Ontology annotation, molecular function: double-stranded DNA binding. The transcript has a single exon. The record is from RefSeq and is a predicted model, not a curated record. NCBI's taxonomy places the organism in Eukaryota, Viridiplantae, Streptophyta, Magnoliopsida, Cornales, Cornaceae. Gene Ontology annotation, cellular component: chloroplast. Gene Ontology annotation, biological process: chloroplast organization; regulation of DNA-templated transcription. Bases 183 to 1454 code for a protein of 423 amino acids.